Molecule: messenger RNA, 927 nt
Organism: Lycium ferocissimum
Lineage: Eukaryota; Viridiplantae; Streptophyta; Magnoliopsida; Solanales; Solanaceae
Product: protein VACUOLELESS GAMETOPHYTES-like
Source: RefSeq, a predicted model, not a curated record
AUAUUUAUUUCGGUAUCACCAGGACCGAACUUGGAACAUGCCAAUAAUUAAGGGACAAAAAAUGCAAUUCUCCCCUAUUAUAAAAACACAACAUGAACGUUUGACUUUGCAAUUAGAUCACACAAACAAGAAAGAAUAGGUAACAACAAACGAAGAGUCCUCCAAUGGAAGAAGAGUUUAGCCAUUUUAGCCAUCGCCACCCAUUAAAGAUCUCCGAUAUUCUCGACGAAGAAGAUCAAGUCAUAUGCUCCGGCUGUGAGCACGAUCUCUCUGGCGGGUCCGCCUACACAUGUACAAAAAAUAAUUGCAACUUCAUUCUCCAUGACUCUUGUUUCGAGUUGCCAAGGCAAAUUAAACACAAGUCUCACCCGAAACACACUUUAAGUCUCCUUCUUUCCUCCUAUAACGAUGGGGAAUACAUGCGCGCAUGUGGGAAUUCAGGCCACGCUUUUACGUUUCAUUGUGAGAAAUGUAAGUUUGAUCUUCAUGUUGAGUGUGCUUCGUUGCCCGAGAUUGAAGAGAGGGAAGAUCAUCAACAUCCUCUUACGUUGUGUUAUAGUAACUUAUUUUUAGGUAAGGGGGAUGAAGUGGACGUGAUGUGUUAUGUUUGUAAAAGAGGAGUUGGAAAGACUUGUUGGUUUUAUUAUUGUUUGGCUUGUAAAUGUGGUGCACAUUUGGAUUGUGUAGCUAAUCAAGAAAUUGUAGUGUCAGAAAUUUGAGAAACUUGGAAUUUUCUAUUGUUGAGGGCAAAUUUAAGAGAAAAUAUAUGUAUGCUCCUGUAGAAAUCCAAUGCUCCUCGAUCUAGAGCUGCCUUUUGAUGUCUAAUUAAUCUACCGUUUCAACUAAGUUUGCGAUGUCUACUAGUCAUUUGUUUGAUUCAACAUAUUUGCCAUUAUUUUGGUUCUCUUCAUUGAACCUUGUUGAGUA